UAUAUUUUGCAGUUUCUCGAUUUCUCCUGGCCGCGCCGCUUUUUUACCGGUUGCUCUCAGGUUAUUUCACGCUGAUUCGUUGUGUUUGAAUAUGUAACAUUUCUGAAUGUUUCGAUCAGUUUUGAUUCUCAUGUUUUACACGCACGUUGUUACACGCAAUUGUACGAGCGUUACCUUGCUAACGUUUUGAUGUGAGUUGAAAAACACAGAUAGACUCAGCACUGUGUACGUUCGUUGAAUUAGUAUACAUAUACUUUUAAUAUAUAUCGAAUAGAUAUAACAAAAAUAAGUUAUAAUCGAGAAAGAAACAAUGAGCACGCCGCAGUCUAAUAAGAAGAAAGGCAGGAGCCGAAUGGGAGUGCUCAGUGAAAGUGCAAGUCCCUCAAACACUGAGACACUCAGCAGCCAGGAAUCGGCAAAGUUUGUUUUGGUAAAUUGUAUUGGAGAAGAUGGAAAUAAACAAAUUAAAAUAGGUAUUAAUGAAGCCAUUCCUAUAAUUUCCAUGGAUGCAAGUAUGUAUGAGGAAAAAAGUUUACAAAAAACGAAUGCAGCGACAUUAGAAAAGGAGAAAGAAGACAAGAACAUUCUCAGCACUUUGCCUGUUGCUAAAUUUAAAGUAAUAGAUGGCUACGAAGAACAAUUAGGAGAAGCUGAACCACUUCCAAAUUCUUAUAUCAGAUUUAUGGAGCGCAGUGGCGAAGAGCUUGAUGGAGAAGUAGAGUAUGAUCUAGAUGAAGAAGAUACUGCAUGGCUUUCCAUUGUAAAUGAAAGAAGAGUAGCCUCUGGAUUGACUCCUGUGGAACCGGACACAUUUGAGUUGCUGAUGGAUAGACUAGAGAAGGAAUCAUAUUUUCAACAACAGAGCAAUGGUGGAGGUGGAGUUGCUGCUGAUGAGGAUGCUGUUUGUUGCAUUUGCAUGGAUGGAGAAUGUCAAAAUAGCAAUGCAAUCCUGUUUUGUGAUAUGUGCAAUCUUGCUGUUCAUCAAGAUUGUUACGGUGUACCAUAUAUACCCGAAGGUCAAUGGUUGUGCAGAAGAUGUCUUCAAAGUCCAUCCAGAGCUGUGGAUUGUGUCCUCUGUCCAAACACGGGGGGCGCUUUUAAACAGACCGAUCGUCCUUCGGAAUGGGCACAUGUAGUGUGCGCUUUGUGGAUACCAGAAGUAAGAUUUGCCAACACUGUGUUUCUAGAACCUAUUGACAGUAUAGAAAGUAUUCCACAAGCUCGUUGGAAGCUUACAUGCUGUGUGUGUAAGCGUAGAGGAGUAGGCGCCUGCAUACAGUGUCACAAGAGUAACUGCUACGCGGCAUUCCAUGUAACUUGUGCUCAGCAAGCUGGUCUUUGUAUGCGCAUGAGAACAGUACAACCUGCUAACGGUGAACCGAUGUUAGUACAAAAGACUGCUUAUUGUGAGGCACACACACCUGUUGAUUACCAGCCUUCUACGAAUCCGGUAGACGCUAGGAGGAGAGCAAUUGCCAAUAAGAAAAGCUCAUCAGCACCUGUGAUUUCUAUCCCCACCAUACCGCCUGAAAGGAUCAGAGAAAUUGCUAGUUUACUUGAUGGAAUACCAAAGAAGAGUCAAUUGAUACAACGUAUUAUUGCCUAUUGGACAUUGAAGCGACAAUACAGAAAUGGCGUUCCACUUCUCAGAAGACUACAAAGUUCGCAUCCACAAUCUAGACCACCUCCGCUCGGAGAACAUUCUUCCUCGCCAACACACGACAGCGAAAUUAGAGGAGAAAUGUGUCGCCAGCUUAAAUACUGGCAAUGCUUGCGUCAAGACUUGGAACGCGCGCGAUUGCUUUGCGAAUUAGUUCGAAAGCGUGAGAAAUUGAAGAAGGAACUCAUCAAAGUAAAGGAAAAAUGUGUGUUCCUUCAAUUACGACCAGUGGAGAGUGUUUUGCGUGCAUUACUGGAAGCGAUAAAAGCAAAAGAUGUAAAUGACGUAUUCGGGCAACCAGUCAAUAUCAAAGAAGUUCCAGAUUAUCUCGAGAUAGUAUCGCAACCUAUGGAUCUCUCGACUAUGGAGGCAAAAUUGAAAGAAAAUGAAUAUGAUUCCAUUUUGGCUUUUGAGGCAGACUUCAACUUAAUGGUGAACAAUUGUCUAGCGUAUAAUCGCAAGGAUACUAUGUUCUAUCGGGCAGGAACAAAAAUGAAAGAGCAAGGUGGAGCUCUGAUAGAACAAGUUCGCAAAGAUUAUCCAGAACUGGAUUCAGUCACCGAAACCGAACCGAUCAGCUCUAAAUCAAGGAAAAGAGAAAGACCUAAUCGUAGUCGUGCGGAAACUGAAUCGCAAUCAACCGAGAAAGAGAUCGGCGGAGGUGUAAAUAGAAGAACAGCCGUGCUAUUUACGCGUAAAGCUAGAGCGCGUAAUGUUAAAAGCGGACAAAUGUUUUCUCCAGACGACGACAAAAAAUGUAAACAGAGUGAUAGCUUUAAAGUAUAUAGGAGUGGAACAAUGGAUAGUGAUGUAGGUGAGGGAGAAAGUCAAUCGUCAAGUUGCAGUAGCUGUUCCACGAGUAGAUCGACUACUCCCGAUCCAGAAGAGGAAAAACAAGAGAUAGUCGAUACAAAGAAAGAAAAUGAGAGUAAACAAGCGAGUAGCACUAACGGUAUUGAAGCUUUACAGCUUGUAUGGGCUAAAUGUCGGGGAUAUCCUUGGUAUCCAGCCUUGAUUAUUGACCCUAAUACACCCCGUGGCACUAUACAUAAAGGAGUGCCAAUUCCAGCACCACCUGAAGACGUUCUAGCACUUGGGGAUAAUUACAAAGAACCUGUUUUUCUUGUUCUAUUCUUUGACACCAAACGUACAUGGCAAUGGUUGCCAGGAGAAAAAUUAGAAAAACUUGGAGUGUCACAAGAAGUGGACGAAGCAAAAUUAAUCGAAUCGCGUAAACCUGCGGACAGAAAAGCUGUGAAGAAAGCUUAUACCGAAGCCUUAAAUUUUCGCACCCAAACACACAAUGCUGUGGUGGACAACAUUUCAACCGAAUAAAUCUUGUCAAUAUAGUAACAAAGCGCUAGAUUAUUGUUUUAUAAGUAUUUGCAUUGUAACGAUUAUUUCAGAAAGUUUGGUAUA
This is a messenger RNA of Pseudomyrmex gracilis, 3079 nucleotides long. It is a transcript of the gene Br140, whose product is annotated as peregrin. The coding region runs from base 311 to 2995 and encodes 894 amino acids. NCBI's taxonomy places the organism in Eukaryota, Metazoa, Arthropoda, Insecta, Hymenoptera, Formicidae. Gene Ontology annotation, molecular function: protein binding. Gene Ontology annotation, biological process: regulation of transcription by RNA polymerase II. Gene Ontology annotation, cellular component: MOZ/MORF histone acetyltransferase complex. The record is from RefSeq and is a predicted model, not a curated record. The transcript is spliced from 8 exons.